AUGAAGCGGCAGCUGCCUCGCCGCCAGGGCGGCUGUUGUCGACGUCUACUGCGACUUCGCGAGGAAAACGCCCGGUUCAUACUUCUGGGCGUGGUGCUACUCGUGUACAUGAUCCUGGGUGCCCUGCUCUUCAGGGCCGUCGAGGGACCCUGGGAAGCGGAGGCCCGCGAACGGUACGACCAGGUCCUUCGAGACUUCUGGCUUAAGUACAACGGCACGGUGGACCCCGAAGACGUGGUCAAGCUGCUUGAGGAGCACGGCAACGCCUCGUCUCGGAACUUGCUUCCGAACAAGAGGCCCCGUUGGGACUUUGUGGGGUCCUUCUACUUCGUCGGCACAGUGGUGUCCACGAUUGGCUUCGGCAUGACGACGCCAUGUACGUGGGCAGGCCGCAGUCUGGUGCUGGCUUACGGCUUCCUCGGCUGCUCGGGAGCUAUUCUCUUCUUCAACCUGUUCCUGGAGCGCAUCAUCACGCUACUCGCUUGUCUGCUCAAGGCACUGCACGAGAGGGAGCUGCGAAGGCGAGGGCUGCUCGACAGGAGGGACUCUCAGCUGUCGUUCGAUGACCGGUUGGACGACUGGAAGCCCUCGGUGUAUUGGGUCAUGCUGUGCCUGUUUGUGGCCACUGCGGUGCUUUCCGCCUCAGCGUCGGUGCUCUACGCUCGCACCGAGCAGUGGGACUACCUGGAGUCGUUCUACUUUUGCUUCGUCGCCUUCUCGACGAUUGGCUUCGGGGACCUGGUGCCCGGACAGAAGCUGUCCUUCAGGGUGUCGAGCUGGUACCACGUGGCUAACUUCGUAAUCUUAUCAGCGGGCUGCUGCUGUAUCUACAGCCUCUUCAACGUCACCUCCAUCGUAAUCAAGCAGCUCCUCAAUUGGCUCAUCCGCAGGCUUGACUGUUCCUGCAGAUUCAGGCGCCGGAUGGGCCAGAAACCCACCAGGUAUCGACGAAACGCCCUGACUCCAGCCCAGCUCCGCGUGCAAGCCAAAGCCGCGGCCAAAAGUGGCGUCAAGUCGUCCCGGAGGUCGUCCGGGAAGGUGGCUAAAGACAUAACUGCGGCCGCAGACUCCGACUCGGAUGCUGACUCAACGUAUGACUCGGACAACGAGCGAGGACACACCGGCGAGCUUAUCUGCAUGUCAGACCUCCUCAGGGCCAACAAAGUGUCCCUGGCCAUCAUGCAGAAGCAGCUGUACGAGACGGCAGCAGCGCGGUGGAGCCCCCAUGCUGCUGCCACCCAGGGCUCUUCAAGAUAAGGAUGCAUUCAAGCCCGGCUCGGUCGGUCCCUUUGGCCAUAGUGUCCCAAAAGUUCGGCGAUAGAAAUGUGUGACUACAAGGAAAGAAACACGCUAU
Rhipicephalus microplus (southern cattle tick) is the source of this 1354-nucleotide messenger RNA. RefSeq names its product potassium channel, subfamily K, member 13. Gene Ontology annotation, biological process: potassium ion transmembrane transport; stabilization of membrane potential. Lineage: Eukaryota; Metazoa; Arthropoda; Arachnida; Ixodida; Ixodidae. Gene Ontology annotation, molecular function: potassium ion leak channel activity; outward rectifier potassium channel activity. Gene Ontology annotation, cellular component: plasma membrane. The record is from RefSeq and is a predicted model, not a curated record.